AUGAUCGAUUAUCUUAGAAGAGAUGAGUGUAUUGAUCCAGGAUCUGAUAAAAUUAUAAUAGGGAAUAAAAUAGAGAGGAAGAUUUUUGAGAAAAUAAAGAUGCAUCCAUUAGAAUAUGAAUGUCUAAAAAAUUUAAAACUAAUUUUAUCUUAAAUGCCUCCAUUACGUUUACCAAAAUACUGGUAGGAUUCUGACUAUUUGAGAGUUUUGGCUUUCCAUGAUUAUGACAUUGCUAAAUCUGCUUAGGGACUAGUAUUGCAUUUAAGUUGGGUACACAGAAUUGAUUUAUCAAUCCAGCCGAAUGAAUUACUUGUAAAUUUCAUUUAGAUUAGUUAGCUCAAUGGAGUUUUGUACGUAAAUGGAUUUGAUAAAGGCUUUAGACCAGUAAUAAUUAUCAAUUUACAAAAAGCACUAGAAUACACUCUCCUUUAAUUUUAAUAAGCAUUUGACUUUCUCCUUUGCUUAAUAAUUAGGGAUGUUUUAAUUUCAUUUUAUAUUGAAUCAGUUGUAAUUAUGAUUGAUGUUAAUACUCAUCAUCUUAAAAUUUCAAAUAGUUUUUCAGCGGCAUUAUUGAAUUACAUUAAAAGUUCUCAGCUUAACUUUUAUGGAAGAAUACAUAAAAUAUAUAUAUUGCAUGAAAUCACCAAAGAUAUAUUUUAUCCUUACUUAAAUGUUUUAAAACCUGAGUUCGAAGAGAAAACGAUUGUCUUAGAAAAGAAGGAUAUCAUUUAACUAUAAAAAUAAAUAGAUCCACAAUAGCUUGAAUAAAAAUUUCUAGGAUUUUCUAAAAAUUUAUAAAAUAACUUUUGGCCACCUAAAAAUCCUACAAAAAGUGCUGAAAAUAAUGUUUUAAAAAUUUAAGUUGAUGAUAGUCAAUCUAAAUCUAAUAACAUAGUAUCAAUUUACAAAAAUGAGAGCAACCAGAGCAGUUAAUUUACACUUUAAGUCUAUAAUGAAGAAAAUGAAAUUAUAUCUUCAGAAAUUCAUCAAUUUUAAGGUGAUGAGUCGGUUUCAGAACUUCCAGAAUACUAUCCUGAUUCAAUUUUAUUUGCUGAAAACUCAGGAUAAGUCUCAAUGGAAUGUGUUUUGUAGGAGCUUACUUCUUCCUAUAAAGCACUUAGCAGUAUCUAAAAAGAAAAAGAUAGUCAAUUGUUUUUAGAAUAGCGUGAAAAUACUAAUUAAUAAACUUAUAAAGGCAUCAUAAAACCUAAUUGCAAUAUGGAAAGUUGUUAAUUAAUGUGA
Messenger RNA from Paramecium tetraurelia, 1242 nucleotides. RefSeq lists its product as uncharacterized. The transcript has 7 exons. The record is from RefSeq and is a predicted model, not a curated record. NCBI's taxonomy places the organism in Eukaryota, Ciliophora, Oligohymenophorea, Peniculida, Parameciidae.